This is a messenger RNA of Rhinopithecus roxellana (golden snub-nosed monkey), 3129 nucleotides long. It is a transcript of the gene ELFN1, whose product is annotated as extracellular leucine rich repeat and fibronectin type III domain containing 1. Gene Ontology annotation, molecular function: protein binding. Lineage: Eukaryota; Metazoa; Chordata; Mammalia; Primates; Cercopithecidae. Gene Ontology annotation, cellular component: plasma membrane. The record is from RefSeq and is a predicted model, not a curated record.
CUGGGCCCCCAAGAGGCCUGGGAAAGCUAAAUCCCAGCACUGGCACAGGAACGUCGGAGCAGGAGGAGCCAGUGGCGCCAUCAGGACACCCAGGCCCAUGGGGCAGGAGGCCUCGGUCACCGCAGGACUGGGGCGGAAGACGAGAGGCGGCCGGCCGUGAGGGAGGCACCCUCCCUCCCUGCGCUUAGGUCACGCGGCCAUGCAGUUUGGGACAGGACACCCCUGAGAGUGCAGGCACCUCCCCCUCCCGCCCCUCCAUCCCUCUGGGGGCUGCCGCCUGGCCCCCCACCUGGUCCCCCUGGGCAGGCUGAGUUGGGGCUCCCUGCAGGGCAGUCCCGAUGGCCGGGUGUGGGUGGGGCGCACUGUGGGUGUGUGUGGCGGCCGCCACCCUGCUGCAUGCAGGCGGCCUGGCCCGUGGGGACUGCUGGCUGAUCGAGGGUGACAAGGGCUUCGUGUGGCUGGCCAUCUGCAGCCAGAACCAGCCGCCCUACGAGGCCAUCCCGCAGCAGAUCAACAACACCAUCGUGGACUUGCGGCUCAACGAGAACCGUAUCCGCAGCGUGCAGUACGCCUCGCUCAGCCGCUUCGGCAACCUCACGUACCUCAACCUCACUAAGAACGAGAUCGGCUACAUCGAGGACGGCGCCUUCUCGGGCCAGUUCAACCUGCAGGUGCUGCAGCUGGGCUACAACCGGCUGCGCAACCUCACGGAGGGCAUGCUGCGCGGCCUGGGCAAGCUGGAGUACCUGUACCUGCAGGCCAACCUCAUCGAGGUGGUCAUGGCCAGCAGCUUCUGGGAGUGCCCCAACAUUGUCAACAUCGACCUGUCCAUGAACCGCAUCCAGCAGCUCAACAGCGGCACCUUCGCCGGCCUGGCCAAGCUGUCGGUGUGCGAGCUCUACAGCAAUCCCUUCUACUGCUCCUGCGAACUGCUGGGCUUCCUGCGCUGGCUGGCCGCCUUCACCAACGCCACGCAGACCUACGACCGCAUGCAGUGCGAGUCGCCGCCCGUCUACUCUGGAUACUACCUCCUGGGCCAGGGCCGCCGUGGCCACCGCAGCAUCCUCAGCAAACUGCAGUCAGUCUGCACCGAGGACUCGUACGCGGCUGAGGUGAUCGGGCCCCCACGCCUGGCACCGGGGCGCUCACAGCCGGGUCGCUCCCCGCCGCCCCCACCUCCUCCAGAGCCCAGUGACACACCCUGUGCCGAUGAUGAGUGCUUCUCCGGGGAUGGCACCACGCCACUGGUGGCCCUGCCCACGCUGGCCACUCAGGCCGAGGCCCGCCCCCUCAUCAAGGUCAAGCAGCUCACCCAGAACUCGGCCACCAUCACCGUCCAGCUGCCCAGCCCGUUCCACCGGAUGUACACCCUGGAGCAUUUCAACAACAGCAAGGCUUCCACUGUGUCCAGGCUGACCAAGGCCCAGGAGGAGAUCCGCCUGACCAACCUGUUCACGCUCACCAACUACACCUACUGCGUGGUGUCCACCAGCGCCGGGCUGCGCCACAACCACACCUGCCUCACCAUCUGCUUGCCCCGGCUGCCCAGCCCGCCGGGCCCGGUGCCCAGCCCCUCCACGGCCACCCACUACAUCAUGACCAUCCUGGGCUGCCUCUUCGGCAUGGUGCUGGUGCUGGGUGCCGUCUACUACUGCCUGCGCAGGCGGCGGCGUCAGGAGGAGAAGCACAAGAAGGCCGCCUCUGCCGCAGCAGCUGGCAGCCUCAAGAAGACCAUCAUCGAGCUCAAGUAUGGGCCGGAGCUGGAGGCGCCCGGCCUGGCCCCGCUGUCCCAGGGCCCGCUGCUGGGCCCUGAGGCUGUGACGCAUCCCUACCUGCCUGUGGCAGGCGAGGUGGAGCAGUACAAGCUGGUGGAGAGCGCGGACACCCCCAAGACCAGCAAGGGCAGCUACAUGGAGGUGCGAACCGGGGACCCUCCGGAACGCAGGGACUGUGAGCUGGGCCGGCCGGGGCCCGACAGCCAGAGCUCGGUGGCCGAGAUCUCCACCAUCGCCAAGGAGGUGGACAAGGUCAACCAGAUCAUCAACAACUGCAUCGAUGCGCUCAAGUCCGAGUCCACCUCCUUCCAGGGCGUCAAGUCGGGGCCCGUGUCCGCCGCCGAGCCGCCGCUGGUGCUGCUGUCCGAGCCGCUGGCCGCCAAGCACGGCUUCCUGGCGCCCGGGUACAAGGACGCCUUCGGCCACAGCCUGCAGCGGCACCACAGCGUGGAGGCGGCCGGGCCCCCUCGUGCCAGCACCUCGUCCGGCAGCUCCGCGCGCAGCCCCCGCGCCUUCCGAGCCGAGGCUGUCGGGGCACACAAGGCCGCGGCCGCCGAGGCCAAGUACAUCGAGAAGGGCUCCCCCGCGGCCGACGCCAUCCUCACUGUGACGCCCGCGGCCGCCGUGCUGCGGGCCGAGGCCGAGAAGGGUCGCCAGUACGGCGAGCAUCGGCACUCGUACCCCGGCUCCCACCCGGCCGAGCCACCUGCGCCCCCCGGGCCGCCGCCACCGCCUGCGCACGAGGGUCUGGGGCGCAAGGCGUCCAUCCUGGAGCCGCUCACCCGGCCGCGGCCCCGCGACCUCGCCUACUCGCAGCUGUCCCCGCAGUACCACAGCCUGAGCUACUCCUCCAGCCCCGAGUACACCUGCCGGGCCUCCCAGAGCAUCUGGGAGCGCUUCAGACUGAGCCGCCGGCGGCACAAGGAGGAAGAGGAGUUCAUGGCCGCGGGCCACGCGCUGCGCAAGAAGGUUCAGUUCGCCAAAGACGAGGAUCUGCACGACAUCCUGGACUACUGGAAGGGCGUGUCGGCCCAGCACAAGUCCUGAGCCCCCCCAGACCCGCGAUGCCCACUGGACCAAAAAGGAUGCAGGAUCCACCCAGAGACUCACACGCACAACACCACAGCAUCCAACACACGCACAACACCACAGCAUCCAACACACGCACAACACCACAGCAACUGUGACAGCAGCCAGGGGGCCCUGCAGAGGCGAGGGGGGCGCGGGCGGGGACAGACAAGGGGGACACGUCCCGAGCUCCUGUGGCUGGUCCUGGGAUGCGCUCGCCGCCCCGGGCGGUACGUGUCCACACACACACACGCACACACACACACACACACACACACACACACGA